AUGAAAAACCAAACCUCAAUAACAACCUUCAUCUUGCUGGGGUUGACAGAUGACAUUCGACUGAAAAUUUUGCUCUUCAUUUUUCUAUUUCUGUCCUACAUUGUGAGUAUAUCUGGAAACUUAAGCAUCAUCACCCUCACUCUGAUUGAUUCACACCUUAAAACACCUAUGUAUCUAUUCCUCCAAAAUUUCUCCUUAGAGAUUUCAUUCACAACUGCUUGUAUUCCCAGAUUCCUGUACAGCAUAUCAUCUGGGGAUAAGUCCAUCACCUAUACUGCUUGUGCCAGUCAACUGUUGUUUACAGACCUCUUUGCAGUGACAGAAUUUUUCCUCCUGGCCAUCAUGUCCUAUGAUCGCUAUGUGGCCAUCUGCAAACCCCUACAUUACACAACCAUCAUUAGCAGUAGAGUCUGCAAGAACUUCAUCCUUUUCUGUUGGGUGGCAGCACUGAUCAUCAUACUCCCACCACUUAUUCUGGGCUUAGAACUGGAAUUCUGUGACUCUAAUAUCAUUGAUCACUUUUGCUGUGAUGCUUCUCCUAUCCUGAAGAUCUCUUGCUCAGACACAUGGCUGAUGGAGCAGAUGGUUAUUGUGUGUGCUGUGUUGACCUUCAUCAUCACCCUCAUGUGUGUAGUUCUUUCCUACAUUUAUAUCAUUAGUACUAUUCCAAGGUUUCCCUCUGCCCUGCAAAGGAAGAAGGCCUUCUCUACCUGUUCUUCCCACAUGAUUGUUGUUUCCAUCACUUAUGGUAGCUGCAUCUUCAUUUAUGUCAAACCUUCUGCCAAGGGUGAAGUAGCUAUUAACAAAAGAAUUUCACUCCUUAUUACUUCUAUCUCACCCAUGUUGAAUCCCUUUAUUUACACACUGAGAAACAAGCAAGUGAAGCAAGCAUUUCUCCACUCAGUUAAAAACAUUGCAUUCCGCUCAAAGAUAUAG
Messenger RNA from Budorcas taxicolor (takin), 936 nucleotides. Its product is annotated as olfactory receptor 6C2-like. Gene Ontology annotation, biological process: G protein-coupled receptor signaling pathway. NCBI's taxonomy places the organism in Eukaryota, Metazoa, Chordata, Mammalia, Artiodactyla, Bovidae. Gene Ontology annotation, molecular function: olfactory receptor activity; G protein-coupled receptor activity. Gene Ontology annotation, cellular component: membrane. The transcript has a single exon. The record is from RefSeq and is a predicted model, not a curated record. Bases 1 to 936 code for a protein of 311 amino acids.